GUUUGGGAAGGUCCGGCGCAAGAUGAGCUGAACUCGCUUAUUCUUGAGAAAGGUGCGUUGGUGAAUGUCACUUGGGCGGAUGUGCGGAAGUGGCGUGAGCGUGGAGUUCGCGUCACCAUACUGCCAUCGAAGCUUGUUUUUUCCAUUAAAGCACCUAAUGCCAGGCACAAGGUGAGAGUAGUGGCAUGCGGAAACAUGGGGCCGCCGAGAGAUGAGAGCAAGCAUGAGUACAAAGAGUCCGUGUUCACCUCGUCACUGGACAUAACACAUUUGCGGUCAGCAUUGGCUUUCUCUGCCAAAAGAGGUCAGGAAGUAGCCACGGUAGACGUCAGAACAGCCUUUCUCAACGCUGACUUGCUUCCUCGAUCUAGACAGCUUGCAGAAAAGCUAGCCGAGAGCGGAGAGAGCUGUGAAGGACAAGGUGACAUCCGGGAUUCGGUUCAGGAGUUGGUAGUCCUAACGCCCCCACGGUCUCUCGUACAACGGGGUUUAGUUCGACCUUCCACCCUGUGGAGGGUGGAUAAGGCGAUGUAUGGGCUAGAUACGAGCCCCAGGGACUGGGGUCUUCAUCGAAACUCGGUUUUGAGGGACUUGCGGAUCGUCGUUGGUGACAGGGAAUUACGACUUUGGCAGUCGUUUGCUGAUGAGAACUUGUGGUUGAUUUCGGAAACGGAGCCGAUUCAGGAUUGGUGUGGACCUCAGGACUGGACGCCUUUAGGACUUCCGGCGAAGAUCCUCGGAUGGGUAGGCGUGUACAUCGAUGACAUGAUUAUUGGAGGUGAAAAAGCGGUUGUUCAAGGGGUUCUGGACGCAGUGACGGCUCGGUGGAAAUGCGGGACACCCGAAUGGGUAGGUCAUGAGUCGUCUCGGCCUUUGAGGUUUCUCGGCUUAGAUCUUCAUUGGGGUGAGGGCCGGAACCUUCAUAUUACGCAAACCGCUUACAUCAAAGAGCUCGGAGCCAGAUACCAGGAGCAACUUAGCAGGGUCAAGGCCAGCAACUGUCCGAUGGCCCCGGGGACCGGUGAAAUCGAUGAAGAACCGGAGAAAGAAAUCAGCGACAUACGCAAGGGGCAAAAGAUCUUAGGCGAACUUUUAUGGACAGCGGUUCGUAGUAGACCCGACAUAUCGUUUGCGGUGUCGAAGCUAUCUCAAUGGAUCACGAAGGCACCCCGAAAGGUGUACGACCUAGCACUGCAGACAUUGGCCUACUUGUGUGAUGAGCGACCUCGGGUACAGGUCUUUAACGACAACAUGGCGGCAAUUGCAGGGACCUUGAAAGAAAGAUGGAGCAUGAACUUUUAUGAAAUCUUCCAUGUCGAUGGCGUGCACAACGGGGACGGGGCCAUAGAUUGGGGCGUCUUCAGUGUGAUUGUCAUUGGCGUGGUAGAUGCUGUGUCAGACGAGGAGAGAGAAACCGAGCGGAGGGCUGAGAGAGACGAGAGGCUUAGGCAACGAAGAGUAGGGCAACCAGUGAGACACCCAGAACCAGAUCAGGAACCAGCACCAAAUCGUACGGCCUUCGGCCAGCCGCGUAGCCCACUAAUGACUCAGUAUGCUGAUGACGCUAUCGCGGUGUUGGAUCGGGCGGAAGUGGCCUUUGAAGCCAACCAGCGGAGAAUGUUAGGUUUGCCUCCGUACCCUCUCGUUGUUAUCAAUCCAGCCUGGGGGCCAGCUCCCAAUCAGCCGACGGUCAGAGAAUUGAGACGAGGUCAGGCUUCUUGGGGUGGGAUUGCAAGCUCGCUUCAUCACCGGCCGCCUGCCACGGAAAGACGAGACAGCUACCAGUUGGAUCCAGCCCGUUGGAACACCGAUGAGCGGGAGAUUGUCGAUGACAACUUCCGAGACCAAGCGCAGCGAUAUCUCCAGAGCGAGUGGGUUGGCCGAACAGAGUUCGAGGUACUGCCCGAUCUGUACAGAGCAUUCGUGAGGGAUCCUGCGGAAGUGGAUUGA
Molecule: messenger RNA, 1950 nt
Organism: Symbiodinium sp. CCMP2592
Lineage: Eukaryota; Dinophyceae; Suessiales; Symbiodiniaceae
Source: the annotation of a GenBank genome assembly